GUGAAAACGAGAGCAAGGGAUCGCAAUAAAUAGGAGAGGUGGGAGCUGGCUCCACACUAGAGCACCAGUUACCCAGGGCUGGCUGGGUCGUUCUUCCUCUCUGCGGCUUCCUUGGCACCCACAGCAUGGCAGCAGGCAUGGCAGCACACGGCGGCGGCUGGAUCCUUGGGUUGGUGGCUCUCUGCAUCUGGAGCACCCAGCAGGGUAAGAGAGAACAUCUUCUCCCCUUGUGGGCUGCCACAUUGCUGGGUCCAACAUUCAGGAGCUCUUUCGGCUGGGCCUCUCCAGGGCAGGGGAGCCCUUCCUCUUCCUCUCUCCCUUCCUGAAUUCCACUGCCUUGAAGUUGGCACUCAAGCGUUUCCCUGCCAAUGCUCUCUGGCUCCCAGUAAAUGAUGGGGAAGUCCCUCGACCUGGGCUGCGUCCCCUAGCGGUUAACCCCCUUUGCAAAUGGUGGGUCUUCACUAGCGCUUGCUCUGGAAGCUGCAGUCGGUGCAGAAUGCUGCAACGCAGUUGCUGACAGGAGGGAGGCCUUGCACUCAGAGAUCUGCACUGGUUUCGAACCUGUUUCCGGGCAAAGUUCAAGGUCUUAGUAUUAAAUCCCUUAGCAACUUGAGGACCAGUUUGCCUGGUCCUUGCCCCACUUGACCGCUGCAGUCAGCGGAACUGGCACUGUCACCCCUUCCUCAUUUGUAAGAAAUCAAUCUUUUAGUGUGGCAACUCCUACACUCUGGAACUCCCUGUCAAUUGACAUCAGGCCAGCACCUUCCCUGUACCCUUUUCAACACCUGCUGAAACAUUUUUGUUUAGAGAAGUCUGUCCAGACAUCUAUAAUGUAAAAUGUACUUUAAUCUAUGUUUAGUUUAUUGUUGAUUUUAUGUUCUGAAAGAUUCGCAGAGUUGUUGUCAUGGUUUUUUAAAAAACUGAUAAUUUUAUGGUUUUUCUCUCUUUGAGGCUUUUUUUUAAAAACAGUCAAGUGGUGUAUACCUUUUCUGAAAUAAAAAUAUUUGCCAUUUUAAUGCCCACAUGUCUUGUUUGGAAAGCCCCUUUUCAGACUGACUGCAAACCCUUUUUCAUGUUUACUGCCUUAUAUUUGCUGCCAUGUCCCACAAGACUGGCCUCUGCUUCUGCUACUAUAGCCUUGUAGUCAGAGGACCCUGGAGAUUUGGGCUAUGCAGGUAGAUGCUGGCAGCCAGUACCUUCUGGAGGAAGCUGACCUGAUGGAUGAAGAUGCUGUUGUUCCUUUCCCAUUGCCCACUUGACCACUUGCCAGAUGGGAUCCUUGCCAGCUCUGGCUGGGCUGUGCCUGCUGUAGCCGAGAAGGGGCAACGGGUGGCCUUGGAGCAAGGCGCUUCUCUUUCUCUAACCUGGACUGCAAAGGGAGCCGAGAGAAGGGCAGACCCUCCGUUUCCCCUCCCUUACACAUUGAUUUUUCCUUUCCUUUCCUCAGUUUCUGGUGAUUAUCAGGUCAUGGACUGCUGUGUGAGAACUAGUGCGAUGCCCAUUCCUGCCAAAGUUGUCCGAGAUUACCGGGACCAGUAUGUUCAAGACGGCUGCCCAGUCCGGGCUGUGAUGUAAGUUGUGGCCCCUACUUUGCAUUCCAGGAGUCGGCUUUUUGAAAGGGAAGGGGGUAGUGUGUACAUAGAUCAUUGUGUGCCCUUACAUAGACCUCUAGCAAAUCAGAGAGGAGAAGAAAAUAGGGGGUGCAACACAAGCCUUUUUAGGGCGCAGGACCCAGUGAAGUAUGUUCAAAUUCUAUGAAAGGAGAUUCUGACUAAACAUUAGGAAGAAUCUUCUGGUGGUGAGAGCCUUCAACAGGGGAGCAGACUCCCUCAGAAGGCAAUGGGCUCUUCUUCAUGGGAGGUUUUUAAGCAGAGCUUGGGUGACCUUCUGUCAGAGGCAGGGCCGGAUUUAGGUUUGAUGAGGCCCUCAGCUCCUGAAGGUAAUGGGGCCCUUUAUAUGUCCAGCUGUCCUUUGUCAACAACAAAUUCUCACUGUUUUCUGUGUUGAAUAUACAGUGUAUGCUAUAUGGUAAUUUAUGGCCCUAAUAAGUCUCUAAAGCCAUUUGCACAUAACAAAAUAUGUAUUUUAUCAAAGUAAUUGUUGAACUGAAAUACAAUUAAGAAGAAGUAUAUUAAUAGUGAAAUACAAUUAAGAAGAAGUAUAUUAAUAGUGAAAUAAUUAUUAAGCUCUAACUUCAAAUGAUUGGGGGCCCAUUACUUACAUCAUAGGAGCCUACACAACACAAAACACUGUUGCUAUAUAUAGGUUUUAUUUUAUUUGUUUUUUAUCAUCUUUUGGAAAUGUACAACCAGUUUUUUCCUCUUUAAAUUUUUUUGGGGCCACCAAGAGAGUGGGGCCCUAAGCUAUAGCUUGUUUAUAUGUAAAUCAGGCACUGGUCAGAGGUUCUUUAGCUGCGAUUCCUGCAUUGCGGGGGGGUCAGCCUAGAUGAACCUUGGUGAUGAGUCUAUGAUUCCUUGGCUAUUUUUAAACAGAGCUCCAACAUGCUUAGAAGGAAAAGAAAGGGCUGGAACUGCAGCCGGCGGGGACAGCCCAGAAGAGGCGAUGCACCACGGCUGAAUUAACUUUGCUGCCGAUUAACUUUGGUGACAGCAGAUGCUUUUCGUCCUGGGUGUACCGUUCCCACCUGCCUGGCUGCCUUUUUGCAGACCUUUGUGGUCCCCAUUUAUCUUCAUUCCACAUCUCCUCUGCUCCAGUGACUUUUCUCGGUGGUGCUGAAUUUACACGCCUCCAGUCACCUUUGGCCAAGCAGUCAAGUGUGCAAGAGGCCCAUGGCAGCUUCUUCCAGGAUGAAGUGUCUGCUGUGGGAACGGUGUGGAGCUUCAGCCUUCCCUUGUAGGAAGGACACAGCUUGGGGGUCAGGUUGGAGGUGCUGCAGGAUUGGGGCGAUGGAACCCCAUCCGGCAUAGAGGAUUAAUUGACCCCCAUGAGAGGGGUGGUUGGGAUCCUGAUAUGCUCAGAUGAUUCCCACAAGGCCAGGUGUGGGGAAAGGAACAAAGGAUUCUCCCCACGUCCAUUCCUUUAUGCGCUUCCAACUUAAUGGGAAUUCCUCCUAUCAGCACGCAGCAACCACUAGGCAGGAUGGCUGUGCUCUGCAUCCACAGCUGGAAGCAGCACAGCUUCUGAAGGCCAGUUUCCGGAAACCACAGGAGGGCUUUUGGACUCAAACCCCUUUGAGAUAUCUGGUUGGCCGUUGUGGGAACCGAAGGCUAGACUUGCUUGACCCCCUUUGGCCUGAUCCAACAGGCUCUUCUUAUGUUCUUAACCAGCCAUCCCAGACCCAAACGGCAGCUGAUAGGUCAAACUUCUACCAACCUGAUGCUCUACGGAAGCUGCAGACUACAACUCCCAUCAGCGCUAGCUGGCUGGGACAGAUGGGAGUUGUAGUCCGAAACAGCUGGAGGGCAUCAGUUUGGGGAACCUUGGCAGGAGACAUUCUCCUUCUCUGUCCCAUCUAGUUGCCAGCCAUGUGCUGUUGAGCAAGAGCAUCCUAAAUGAAGUAAUAUUGUGUUGGCUUUGUAGUAAUGGGUAAUGACAAACAUUGUUUCCAGUUACUAUAAUUUGACUUCUCAUUCUAGGCCUACAAAGUUUAGCAAGUCUUAUAUUAAAUCAAGACUUCACAAUCCUCCUUUGAGAUGGGUGGAGGGUUGUCUUAGGAAUACUGUAAUUCAAAGUUCAGAGGAGUUAAGCAUGCCUGUUUUCAUCUAAUUUAAGAACUGUCUGUUGUCUGGGACAAUCGGUGUAACCAGAAACCUCUCCUUGCAGUCCCGGAGCCUGCAAUUCUUGGAGUCCUGCAUUUCUUGUAACCUGACAUCACUACAACCCGCUCCAUGCUCUGUUAAACCCACAAGAGGGAAAUAUCUGUUGCAUUUCCACUCCUCUGCCCUCCCACUGCGAAAGAGAGCAAAGUUCAGGUGUACAUGGUCUUCCCCUGCUACUAUCUAGGCAUAUAAUGGGAUCAACUUCCAUGCAAAUAAAACGACUUCUGUGGUCUGUGGCUUGCAGCCAAAAGCGAGACUGAGAGAACAUUGCACAAACUUCAGCCACCAUGUCCCGUUCACAGCGACUUCCCUGGCACGAUGCCAGGCUGUGCAAAUGAGGUGGAACGAGAUCCCACCAAGGCAACUUCGGUUGCUUUCAAGAAGUGGCAAAAGUGUUGAGUUGCACGGACCAUUUCCCCUGGCAACUUAAUCAGGGAUUCUCACCGAUGAAGGGCUCCACAGAACCAGAAAGCAUGAAAGAGGUCAUUUGGCCCCACCUUUCCUCCUGGGGAGGGGCAGCAAUGUGGCAACUGCUGCCUAUAGAUCUCUGGCGCCCAAAAUUUUUGGAGUCCCUACCUGCUUGGUUCCAUAAAUUUAUCCCCAGUGCCCCCUACCCAACCCCAUAGAAAAGCAUAGUUCAGAAUAGUGGUUCCCACUAAGGAAGAGAAUAAUGCAAUAAAAUUUGAAACGGUAACAAUUAAUGGCACAUCUAUUCAAAAUCCAAUGAAAGCUACUUAGUUUAAUUAAUUCAACAAAAUGGAUGAACUUGAUCCAGUGAUCCACUGCCACCCACUUGCCUCUUGGCAACCCCAAGGUAAUCCCAUUGCCCCUUUAGGGGCCACUACCUCCAUGGAAAAUGAGCAUGGUCCCAACUAAAGAAGAAUGGCCACUUAAACUGAUGGAAUAUGCUCAGCUUGCAGACCUAACUUAUAGAAUAAGAGAAGAAGAAGAACAUUCAUUUAAAGAAGAUUGGAAAAUGUUUAUUGAAUAUAUGGGGGAAAUUGUGUACACUUGAAAACGUCGGCAGCAUUAAGAUAAAUUCAGCAGCGUAAAUAAGGUUUAAUGGAUGUAAUAAUGGAUGUAAAAUAUGCAGGGAUUUGUGGUAUGCAAAAUGAACCAUGGAAAGAGAAGAAAGGAAGUAUUGAUAUUUUAAGGUUGUUUAAAUGAAUAUUCUAAAAUGCAAAACAGAAAAAAUUAAUAAAAAUUAUACAAAAAGGGGGGAAACAACUGCUUUAGACCAUGCAAUGCAGAUAUUUCGGGGGGGGGGAGGGGCGCUAACAGGAGGGAUAUCUAAGAUGGCAGAGGCAUCCUGGUCAUCUGCUCAUAUUUUUUCCUGCUCUUUGUGUUUCCAGUUUCACCACCAUCAGAGGGCGGAACCUCUGCGCCCCUCCCCACGCCCCGUGGGUGAAGCAUCUGAAAGAGACGUUGAACCGCCGAAACCAUAACAGGGUGAGGUGUCUGUUUAGUCACCCUUUCCCAGGGAAAAUGUACUCUUUGGUGCUAAAUUGGAGUAAACGUCAAUCUGGAGAAAACUGAAAUGGGUGUUUGUUCCAAUUGAACACUACAGAGUGGUUUUCCCCAGAUGAAAGCUGCUGUGAGAUCUAUUUGAGGUCUCAAGUAGGAUCCGAUCCAAUGGAUUCAAAUGGCAACCUCUCUCACAAGCCACCAACUUCCGAGGUCAUAGAGUUGCAAGGGGACCCCAUGGUCAUAGAAUCACAGAAUUGUAGAGUUGGAAGGGACCCGGGGGUCAUCUAGUCCAACCCCCUGCAAUGCAGGAAUCUCAACUAACUCUUUCAAGUCAGAUGGCCACCCAACCUCUACUUAAAAUCACCCCAAGGAAGGAUUUUUGAGGGAGUCCAUUCCACCGCCAACUGGCUCUUCCCAUCAGAAAGUUCUUCCUGAUGUUUCGUCAGAAGCUCCUUUCUGGUCAUUUGAAUCUGUUGGGUCAGAUCCCCUCCUCUGGAGCAGCAGAAAACAAGUUUCCUCCAUCUUCUGUGUGACAUCAGUGAAUGUGGGGCUGGAGAGGGGUGGCAAAAUUAGUCCCAGCAAAGCCAAGAAACUGGGUCUGGAAAAGUCUUGCUGGUUUGUUUUUAUUUCAUCAAGUGUAUACACUGCCUGAUUGUAAAAGGAACACCUCAAAGAAGUUUGCAAAAAAGAUAAACCAAUAAAAUCACCACUAAGAGCAGUUAAGAGCAAUAAUGUAAGACAUUCAAAAAUGUAAAAUGACAGCAGACUGAAAUCAGAUUAAGGGCUCCUUCACACUUCUUCUUGUCUUGUGCCAGGAGAGCCCAGCUCCAAGUGGCUUCCCCCUUGCCCCACCCGUUUCCCAGGGAAAAUGUACUCUUUGGUGCUAAAUCGGAGUAAACGUCAAUCCGGAGAAAACCCAAAUGGCUGUUUGUUCCAAUUGAACACUAUAGAGUGGUUUUCCCCGGGUGAAAGCAGCGGGAAAAGAAGAUGGGUGGAUAAGGCCCAAGACUUGAAACAGCCUGCCAAACAUCUAGGUAGGCUUGUCAAAAUGACAAUGCUUUUAGCAGGUGCCAAAAAGAGCCCCGUGAAGGUGCCUGCUUGCGAUUAAAUGGACAGGGAAUUCCAAAACGUAGGUGCUGCCACACUGAAAGAUUGAGUCAUUACAGUUGGGGAAUGGGGGUUAGGCGGGACCCAUAAUAGGGCCAAUUUUGCUGAUUGAAGCAGUUUUGACUUCCCUGGUUGUCAGUAUACAAUGGGGGGCCUUGUGACAACCUGACCUUCUGAGCCCUUCUGUCUGGGUGGGACAACCACCUGAAGAAAUGCUGCUUUGGUGGCAGCUGAGUUUGGCAGGAUGGGGUGGCGGAUCCAUUAACGCUGCUUUCCGUCUUCUCCCAGAGGUCAUCUUGGCGUUCCUUCUAGACGGCCGGCUGACCCCCUUGCAUCCUAGAGGAGGAACCUCAAGCAAUCAGCUUCAUCCAAUGCCUGCAUUUCCCCAAGAUGGACCACUCAUCUAAUCCAGCAAGCUCCUUCUUUGUGCUCCUGCGUUCGAGCAGUUUGCCCCCUUGGAAAUGGGGGGUCUUUGCCUCUGGACUAUUGUAAAGCCUUUCUGCUGCAUUCUUGCAUUUGCAAAUAUCCAUCUCAAGUUAGUUGAUUCAGACCCCACCAGUUGCAAAAGCUCCCAGCUGUUUGCUAUACACCUUCAUACACAAAUCCCAGUUUCCUGAGGUUCAAAACUUCCCAUUGUCUGAAUAGAUGGUCCAUGUAUUCUUUAGCCGCCUUAGAGGCUGCUUUGCCUUCUUCCUAGACACAAUCUGGCCACAUUCACUGCUCUUCAGGGAACAGAGAGGUCGCCUUCAGCGCUGCUCGUUUUUGCUUGGGCUGUUUCCUUGUUAUUCUGAAAUUUUGAAAUUGUGCUGCUGAUGGUGCAUUUGGUGGGUUAAGGAACAAGCAAAUUAUGAGGAUUAUGAGGCUGCAAAAGAUGAAGGUGACAGGGCACAGAAGAGGAGGAGAAUGCAAAACAGUGGUAUAAACCUGGUUUGGGGCAGCUGUGGCCCUGCAGAUGUUGCUGGACUACAGCUCCAUUCAUCCCCUGACUAGCUUAGCAAUGUGGGCAUAUUGUAGAAUCAUUUUUGGGUGUGUUAGGUGUGCCAGAACCCUUGGCUUUUUUAAACAUGGCCUGGAAUUGCCUCUGUGCAUGUUUAAAAAUGUCUCUUAAUGGAAAUUAAGUCCAGGCUAACAAUCAUGCAUGCAAUCUGGGUGCCCAAAAGGUAGUUUUUUUCUCUUUUAUCAGCCAAAACAAAUAGCCUGUUAUUCAAGGCUAAGAAAAUUACCGUACUAUCUGCGAGGAACCCUGUGGAUCUUGGCUGUGUGAUUUGGCAAAAGAGAGAAAGGAAAACUCACAAUGAUGCAAUGGGGCAGCUAGUCAAGAUAGUGGAAACACAAGGAUGAGAAAGACAGAGCACAUGAUGGGGCACAAAGGCCCCAAUCCGAGACAGAUGCAACAUUCAUAACCACAAAACAGGAACUUUAAGGCAGAUCUGGGAUGAAUUUGCUUCUCAAACACUCCUUGAACUUCUCCUUUGUGAAUGUUGUUGUUCAUCUUCUCCAGAGGUUGUCUGAUUCCUUGAAUAUUUGCUGAAUGUUUUCUAGCUAGUUGAUAUUGGGUAUCCAAUGAUAUUGGGACUUCAGUGUUUAAUGCUUUACAGCUGGUGCGUGACAGCACAUGGGCUGCUUGGCGCUUGAUAGCACUGACAUCUGAAUCUGUUUCCAGUCUUCAGGGAUCACUCCGGCACAAAUGGUCUCUUCUGCCAAGAGAACCUGCACAUCUGCUACAAAACUCCUUAUGCGUUGCUAAGGAUUCUGGGCUCACUUUAAAUUUAGGCCAAUUGUGAACCAGAAGUGUGGCUUAGAACGAACACAAUAUAUCUCCAUGACAGUGCAGAGCAGAGACAUGUAUUUACCAGGCUGCCUUUGAAUAUCACUUGCAGUGAUAAUGAAGGUUUGACAGCUGAUUCAAACUGUCAAAAGACUCAUGAACAAAGGCUAGGGCAUUACCAGAUGCAAAUACUUCACAUCCAAAAUGUGAUUUUCAAUGCUGAAUUAGAAAUCUGAAUGACAAAACUGGGAAGUUCAGAGAAAGUUGAGUAAUUGGGAGUUUUCAUUUGAAACCUGAUUAACUGGUGAGGGCAUCUUAUUCCAAUGUCUUGUGUUUCUUAAAAAAAAUAUGGAUGAAUUAAUCAGUAGUGUUUUCAAAACCAUUUGCAUGGCUUCAUGUUAUUCUCUAUUUUUCUGUCUCCCCUUUGCGGUUGUCCUACAAGUAUAUACUCACGGAUGCUAAAUACAAAUGUAAUUUGAAUUUCCUUCCAUUGUGUCUGCUUGCAAUCUCUAUAAAUUCUCAAAUAAAAAAAGGGAAUGACCA
Molecule: messenger RNA, 8664 nt
Organism: Podarcis lilfordi (Lilford's wall lizard)
Lineage: Eukaryota; Metazoa; Chordata; Lepidosauria; Squamata; Lacertidae
Source: the annotation of a GenBank genome assembly